AUGGCACAAAGCAAAAUAGUCGACAGUGACGAGCGCCGACCGAAUAAUUCUGACUUCGAACGUGAAGAAGUUUAUGCUACUGCGUUUAUGGCGUCUGUUGAGAGCGUGGAGUCUACAGACAAAAAUUGUUGUCCAUGGGUUAUCGACUCGGGUGCAUCAAGUCAUAUGACGACAGAAAAGCACGUUUUGGUGAAUUUUCAGGAAUUUGCCGAGCCUGAAAAUGUCGCGCUGGGUGAUGGUUGUGUUGUGAAAGCGUUGGGAUCUGGGAACGUACGAAUGAACAUGCUAUUUCAAGCAACCGAAUCCAAGAAAGCAGUUUUAUAUGAUGUCCUGUACGUGCCUAAACUCACUUGCAACCUGUUUUCUGUAAGAGUUGUAGUUUCUAAGGGCAACGCUCUAGAGUUUGGUCCCCAAAAAUGUUGUAUUUGGGAUGGAAAUGGAAAGCUUCGUGGAAUGGGAUCACUGGUUGAUAAACUCUUUCAACUAGACUGUCAAGUUGCAAUCACUACGGACACUGUGCACGUCUCAGCUGAGUCAUCUCCGGGUAGCGACUUAUGGCGUCAACGUCUUGGACACGUACACGAGCUAUGCCUCAAGAAAUGUGUGGAGAGUGAAUCCGUACGAGGGAUUAACAUCAAGAAAAUGACUGAACUGUCCUUCUGCGAAGGAUGUUUGGCAGGAAAGAUGUGA
This is a messenger RNA of Stylophora pistillata, 690 nucleotides long. RefSeq lists its product as uncharacterized. Lineage: Eukaryota; Metazoa; Cnidaria; Anthozoa; Scleractinia; Pocilloporidae. The record is from RefSeq and is a predicted model, not a curated record.